This is a messenger RNA of Wickerhamiella sorbophila, 702 nucleotides long. RefSeq names its product GTP:AMP phosphotransferase, mitochondrial. The record is from RefSeq and is a predicted model, not a curated record. Gene Ontology annotation, molecular function: AMP kinase activity; ATP binding. Bases 1 to 702 code for a protein of 233 amino acids. Gene Ontology annotation, cellular component: cytoplasm; mitochondrion. The transcript has a single exon. Gene Ontology annotation, biological process: nucleobase-containing compound metabolic process. Lineage: Eukaryota; Fungi; Ascomycota; Dipodascomycetes; Dipodascales; Trichomonascaceae.
AUGAUACGUCCAUUGCGCGCGAUUUUCCUGGGUCCUCCAGGUGCUGGAAAGGGCACACUGACAGGUAGACUGUGUCGGGAUUUCCCUCCACUCAUCACUAUAUCGAGCGGUGAUGUCUUGCGACAGCAUAUCUCAGACCGAACUGCUAUUGGAGUACAGGCCGAAUCAUGUAUGCGUCAGGGCAAAUUGGUGCCCGACAAGGUAAUGAUUGAUCUUAUCACCAGUGAAAUGAAAUCACAUGGUCUCUUGUCGCCGUCCGCUAGCUGGAUUCUCGACGGGUUCCCUCGGACCGAGAUCCAGGCCCCUGCUCUGGAAGAGGCUCUUGCAGUGGCCCAUGCGAACAUUAAUCUCGUAGUUGUUCUGGAUGUGCCUGAAAGCGUCAUUCUGGACCGCAUUGAGAACCGAUGGAUCCAUGAGCCUAGUGGCAGAGUCUACAACCUCACAUUCAACCCUCCCAAAGUUCCAGGUCGCGACGACGUCACUGGGGAGCCCCUGGUCAAGCGUCUGGACGACAACGUCGAAACCUUCCAAAAACGUCUCGCCUCGUACAGAGAGACUACGCUUGGGCUGAUUGAUUACUUCAAUACCCGUGGUUUGGUCCAACGGUUUUCGGGCACUUCCUCAGAUGAGAUUUAUCCAAAACUACUCAGCUACGUCAAGCAUGAGUAUGGAACCCAGCAUCAACCGCUGGCUGACGCCUGA